UAACAACACACGCACACAACCCGGAACCAUCCUCUCCACCCUGUGCAGCAGGAAUAGUCUUCCCCAUCCCCCGCGGAGCUGUCGGAACUCGGCUGGGCCUGUCCCUGGGACAAGGUUCCCGAGGCUGAGGGUAGUGCUGUGUACCAGGAGAGGAGAGUCGGGCCGCUCUAUGCCUCCUCCUCUCCAGCGGGCUGUGGCCUUUGGACUCUCGCUGUCUCUGUGUCCCUGAGCCUUGGGCACUGUGGUCGAUGGAUUGACGGACGGGCCUGAGGAAUAUGGAUAAGAAAGGAUCCGUGUCCUGGAAGAAGAUGACAGCCAAAGGACAGAAGCAAGGCUCAAAGAGCAAAGAGGAUGCACCUCAUGAGUUAGAGAGUCAGUACAUUUUGAGGCUGCCAUCAGAACACGCAGCCACCGUGCGGAGAGCUGUACAAUCUGGAAAUAUUAACCUCCGGGACAGACUGACCAUUGAACUACACCCGGAUGGCCGGCAUGGCAUUGUGCGAGUGGACAAGCAGCCCUUGGCUGCCAAGUUAGUUGAUCUGCCAUGUAUCAUUGAAUCCCUCAAGACCAUUGAUAAGAAGACGUUCUACAAAACUGCUGACCUGUGUCAGAUGUUGGUGUGUUCCACUGAUGGGGAGCUGUACCCUCCACAGGAGGAACCUGUACCUGCUGAUCCUAAAAACAAAAAGAAGGACAAGGACAAGGAGAAGAAAUUCCUGUGGAACCACAGCAUCACAUGCCCCCUGAAGAAUGUCCGGAAAAGACGAUUCAGGAAAACUGCAAAGAAGAAGUACAUUGAGUCUCCAGAUGUCGAAAAGGAAGUGAAGAGGCUGCUGAGCACAGAUGCUGAGGCUGUCAGUGUCCGGUGGGAGGUUAUAGCGGAGGAUGAAACAAAGGAAGUGGAGAACCAGGGCUCACUGCCAAACCUCGACAGCUCGUCACCAGGAUCAUCUGGACACAAGCCAGGCCACACCUCAGCAGUGGAGAGAGAUGAACUGCGUGAGAUCUUCAAUGACAUCAGCAGCAGCAGCGAGGAGGAUGAAGAUGAAGGUGAUCGCCAUGAUGACGAGAACCUGAACAUCAUGGACUCGGAGGAUGACCUGGCCCGACGCUUGCAACAGAAACUGGAAGAAACUGAUGCCCAAAUGCAGCCAAAGCAAGAAUCCAACCAAAUGGUGGUGCAAUUCCAGUAUGAGAUUGAAAAACUGAGAGAGACAUUGCAGAAAACCCAGGAGAAGAGGAAACGACAGGAGGACCUUAUUAUGAAGGUUGAGAAUUUGGCAUUGAAGAAUCGUCUGCAGGCUGUGGUCGAUGAGAUCAAACAACAGGAGGAGAAGGAGAAACUACAGUUGGCUUCUUUACAGACACAGCUUGACAACCUGCUGAAUAAAUGAAGGACUGUUCACAAAAUCUUUUCACCGGGACAGUGCCACGUUGUGUGGGCUGCAAGCAACUUGCUUGACUAGACGUGCCCAUGAUCAGAAUCAGUGUUGCAAACCAUGUGUGGCUUGUACAUAAAUGUGAAUGUAAACCUCAAUAAAUGUACUAUUAGUAAUUUUUAA
Molecule: messenger RNA, 1562 nt
Organism: Rhincodon typus (whale shark)
Lineage: Eukaryota; Metazoa; Chordata; Chondrichthyes; Orectolobiformes; Rhincodontidae
Gene: taf7
Product: TAF7 RNA polymerase II, TATA box binding protein (TBP)-associated factor
Exons: 12
Coding region: 276-1394 (372 amino acids)
Biological process (GO): RNA polymerase II preinitiation complex assembly; transcription initiation at RNA polymerase II promoter
Cellular component (GO): transcription factor TFIID complex
Molecular function (GO): RNA polymerase II general transcription initiation factor activity
Source: RefSeq, a predicted model, not a curated record